UGUCAUGUCAAGCAAGAAGUCUGCGCAAAUUUUGUAAAAAGAUCUAUUUCAUUCAUUGUGAAUAUUGAAUAACGAGAAGGUGCUCCUAUUUAUUCGAAAUACGAAAGGUCAUACCUUAGUGCUGUGAAAUACAGGUGUACAUAUGAUAAUAAACAUGAUUAAAGGUUUGGUGAUAUUUGGUGCGGGGCUUUACACAGGAGUUUAUGUAGCUCAAAACUAUAAGAUAGAUAAAGUGGAAGACCCGAAGGUGUUGUUUGAAAGAGCACAAGCUUAUUUGAAAGACAAACUAGCAGAAGCCAGCGACAAGAAAGAUAAAUGAUGGUUGCAACUUCGGCAUAGGAUAAUUCUAUUAAAACAAGAACAUGUCAUUCAAUAAGUUUAUUUGUAAAUAUUUUAAGUAGUCCUAUAAAAUGAUAAACUGAAAUAAAGUUAGCAAUAAAUA
Molecule: messenger RNA, 442 nt
Organism: Spodoptera exigua (beet armyworm)
Lineage: Eukaryota; Metazoa; Arthropoda; Insecta; Lepidoptera; Noctuidae
Source: the annotation of a GenBank genome assembly